Messenger RNA from Symbiodinium sp. CCMP2592, 2697 nucleotides. The record is from the annotation of a GenBank genome assembly. NCBI's taxonomy places the organism in Eukaryota, Dinophyceae, Suessiales, Symbiodiniaceae.
AUGAAAAGACAGACGGCUUUCCAUAAUUGGUUCACGAAGAUGCAAGAACUCCAGGGCGCCCAAUUGGCCACCGAAUGGCGGGUGGCCUGUGGGCUGCAAGUCAGAGGCUGCAAGCCUCGUUUGCAGAAGUCUGCGAUGGCAGCACUGGAAGUGAUUACAGGGGUGGCCUUGCCGGCCGAUUAUGUGCUGGAUCUUCUUCCCGGCAAUGAUGAAUGUAUUGUGAAGGUCAGAAACCACCAGGUGGACCUUGCAAGCCUCAAGACUUUCCUCGACUACACCGGAGUCCGCAUGUCUAAAGUGGCAUGGUUCAUCUUCCGAGCACCAGCUCACGACACCUUCCAGGACGAGAUUCGAUAUGGCCGGCUGCACAAGCGACUCAUUCAUCGGCUGGCACAGCUGGCCGAGGGCCAGUCGCCAACCAGCUCUGUUGUACACCUAGCAGUUUAUCCUGAGUACAUGUCACACUGUGGUUUCGUUUUUAUACCGAACUGCUCCAGGGAUGGGCGGCGAGCCCGUGGUGAGCCGAAGCUCCAGAAUGUGCUGGCAAUCGAGCGAUUCAUGACGAGAGGCGGGGGUUUUGUCAGCUCCACACAAGAUAGCAGCCUGGAGUCUUUGGAGUUGGGUGGAAUCCUCCCCGCGAACUACCACAGGACAGCUUCGGAUUUUGUCUACAGACAUAUUCGAAAAACUGGCGAGAUGCUGUCCAAGGAGAUGGCAAAGCAGUCGCUCAAGAGCUUGGCUUUUCUGUGCGACGUUUGGCUCCCUGUCGUCUCUGCGAAUCAGUUUGCAUCUGUGGCAACUUUGCAGAAGCUGUCGGCUUUGCUGCCAAGCACAGUUGCUGCUUCGGAGAAGAUGAGAAUCGCUCAAGAAGUGGCCGACUCGACUACACAGCUGCUGGUGGCGGAUCGCCGCACCAAGGACCAUAAACCCAAAAUGCCCAGAAUCAUCAGCAGCAUUCACCAAGAGAAGCUCACCGCCAGAGAGCACAUCCGAGCCGUGGCCAAUGUCCUGAAUCACGUGGGGAUAUCGCUGGAUGAUGUAUUUCCCAAGAACCCGCUGAAGCCUCUGAACCCAUCUUCUGAGAUUUCUACGACUUACACCCUGAGCGAGAAGACGAUGCCUUUCAUUACGUCUUUUGAAGACGGGGGUUCGAGAUGGGAUGUCCCAGAUGCUGACUCCCCUCACAUUCGAUUGAUCGUGUGCCCCGACGAGGGAAGCCCAAUGUUCAGCAGCUAUGUCUUCCUGGCCACCCGGAAUGCUUCCAUCAAUUUGUGUCGCGAUGAGCUGCACAAAUUGAGCCAGUACUGCCUGCGAGUUCUGGCAUCCUCGCCCAUGAUGAAGCGAAUGAGUGUGCUCACUUCGUGGCUUUACAAAUGCCGCAAGAGCCCCUGGAAAACCCACGGGAUCGGCAGCACUCUCUGUGCUGCUGGCAAGCGAUAUCUUGACGUGGCGGCACCUGAUGAUGUUCUGCAGCAGCUCUUCGGCCACCACAUCCUUGUUGAGAACGACAUCAUCCCCGAGUGCGACGAGAAGGUGAAUUUCGAUCGGGUUUCGGAGAUUCUGGGGAAGCUUUGCAGGACAGCUUUGUUGGGUACGGGCAACAACCCCUUUGCAGUGCUGGACACAGCGGGCCAAGCUGACCCGGAGAAAUCGUGGGACAAAGUACUCGAUUUGUGCAUCAAGGCUUUAUGUGAUGAGCAGAUCCACAUCCUCUGGAAGUUCACCCGCGAUCUGAUGCAACCCUUCCGCGACUUGUGCAUCGAGCUUGUUCUGAAGGAGCAGUUGACUGGCUUCCUGAGCUGUUGUCACGAACUCCAGGAGUACGUGCUUUACCUUCGGAGUUUUCCAUGUCGGGCUGCCGCUUAUUGCUCAACCGAAGCAACAUCGGAAACUCGGGAUGAAAUUCUGAAGGCUGCUGAGGAAGAGUACGACAUGAUCCGGGAAAUCGAGGCCACACCUUCCGGCUCCAGUGUGCUCAAGCAGCAUGCUCUGCACACCACGUUUCAGGUGUACCGGGAGAUCAUGGCAACCAUGCAGCUGCACCAGUUCAAGGAUUGCAAGGCAAUAGAGGACAUUGUGCAAGCAUGGUACCCUCGUUGGGGCCAGUCAUCCAGUUUGGAGCAGGUGUUUCGAGAGCUGGAGCAGGCUACGAAAAGGGUGGGUCAUGUGGGAAACUCGAUGUCGAACCUCUCCUGUGUGGCUGUGCGGGCUUUGGAAAGAAGGGUUUGCUCCGGCGAACAGUGUCCUGAGACGCCGUCCUUGUGCGAAAAGGACUGGGAGGGCCAGGUGGUACGCAGCCUCAAGGACAAGAUGUGGCAUCGCACUUCUGCUCCUGUCUGUAAGAACGUGAAAAUCGACGAGAUCGUAAAGCCUUUUACCACCAUGACGGCCUACUCUCAGACGCACCACAACUUCAACUGUGUUUUGGGGUGGAAGGAAGCGAAAAGGAUUGGCACGAGCCCCAUCGAUUCGAUCGGCGCCAUGUGGGUUGCUGGAUGCUUCGUGGCGGGAACACUCUUUCGGCAGCACGUGAUCCGUCUGCAAGAGAUUUCCUGGCAGUUUGCUGGCAAGCUGCCGCCUGAGAAGCUGGACGAGAGACGGAUGCCAAAGAUGAUGAAAGAAUUUAAAGAUCCUUUCCAGGAGCAGACAGACAGCACAAAGGCUCUCGUGAUGGAGAGUGGGCCGAGACACAGCUGA